CCCAGAGUCGGAAGAUGUGGGCAAGAUGGCGGAGCUGCAGAUGCUGUUGGAGGAGGAGAUCCCCGCGGGCCGCCGAGCGCUGCUGGACAGUUACCACAACCUGGACCGGGUGGCCGAGUACUGCGAGAGCAACUACAUCCAGGCGGCAGAUAAACAAGGAGCUCUCGAGGAAACUAAGGCUUACACGACUCAGUCCUUAGCAAGCGUGGCCUACCUGAUCAACACCUUAGCGAACAACGUGCUCCAGAUGCUGGACAUCCAGGCAUCCCAGCUCCGACGCAUGGAGUCGUCAAUUAAUCAUAUCUCACAGACUGUGGAUAUUCACAAGGAGAAGGUUGCCAGAAGAGAGAUUGGUAUCUUGACAACCAAUAAGAACACCUCUAGAACUCAUAAAAUCAUUGCCCCGUCCAAUCCUGAGAGGCCUGUCAGGUACAUCAGGAAGCCCAUCGAUUACGCCAUCUUGGAUGACAUCGGUCAUGGAGUGAAGGUCAGCACCCAGAAUAUGAAGAUGGGUGGGCUUCCACGAAGCACCCCACCCACACAGAAACCCCCCAGCCCCCCAGUGUCGGGAAAGGGCACCCUCGGCCGGCACUCUCCUUAUCGUACGCUGGAGCCUGUCCGCCCCCCAGUUGUCCCAAAUGACUAUGUACCAAGUCCAACUCGCAACAUGAGCUCCUCACAGCAACAGAGUCCGGUGCGGACGGCUUCUGUAAAUCAGAGAACAAGGACUUACAGCAGCAGUGGGAGCAGCGGGGGAAGCCACCCGAGUAGCCGCAGUAGCAGCAGAGAGAACAGCGGCAGUGGCAGUGUUGGGGUUCCCAUCGCAGUGCCAACUCCGUCUCCGCCCAGUGUUUAUCCAGGGCACACUCCUCAGUUCUACAGCAUGAAUCGACCAGUGCCCCGGCAGAAUCCUACCACUAUAGGAGGAUCUCUACCCGGUUACAGACGCCCACCAUCCAUGACCUCGCAGGGCAGUGUCCAGAAUCAAGUCAACGGGGGCCCAUGCUACAAUCAGAACCAGGCAACUGAAUCAAGAGCGCCACUCGCUCCACCCCCGCCUUCUAUUCUGCAGGUUACACCACAGCUGCCGCUGAUGGGCUUCGUGGCCAGAGUUCAGGAUAACAUUUCAGACGGCUCCACUCCACCACCACCUCCGCCGGCUGAAGAAGUAGUGUUUGACGAGUCACCCCCUCCUCCCCCACCACCAGAGGAUUAUGAGGAGGAAGAGACUGCUGUAGUAGAGUAUAGUGACCCGUAUGCAGAGGAGGAUCCACCGUGGGCACCCAAGAACUAUUUGGAGAAAGUGGUUGCUAUCUAUGACUAUUCAAAAGACAAAGAGGAUGAAUUGUCCUUCCAAGAAGGUGCCAUCAUUUAUGUGUUGAAGAAGAAUGACGAUGGCUGGUACGAAGGCGUGAUGAACGGCGUGACUGGUCUGUUUCCCGGCAACUACGUGGAAUCCAUCAUGCAUUAUGCGGAGUGACCCACAGAAGGCAGCCCCCCGGCAGCUGCACCCCCCCCUCCCACUGGUGCACCGUUGCACUCUGUGGCUUCCUGUUGUGCUGGAAAAGGCACAAGCUGAUAUGAAGGAUUUGAGUAAAACGAUACACACACAAAAAAAAACCCAACCUUUUAUUCAACCAGGAUGGAGUGAAGUGGCAUUGUCUCUCCGGAGUCUGUUAUUCCUGCUGCCGGUGUCGGCUCUGAUGACUGUUGAACUCGUUGUGAAAUGAGCGCUCUCUGUAUCUGUCUCACGCACACAACACACUGUCUCUCUAACACUCACAUGCCUGUUUCUCUCACACACAGUUUCUCACACACAUGCACACAAACACACACACACACACACACGCACAUACACUC
Molecule: messenger RNA, 1860 nt
Organism: Carcharodon carcharias (great white shark)
Lineage: Eukaryota; Metazoa; Chordata; Chondrichthyes; Lamniformes; Lamnidae
Product: abl interactor 2
Exons: 10
Coding region: 26-1480 (484 amino acids)
Cellular component (GO): lamellipodium
Molecular function (GO): SH3 domain binding
Source: RefSeq, a predicted model, not a curated record